ACAUUAAACUGCAUUUUUAUUAAUUUUAUAAAUUACUAAAUAAAAAUGUUGCCCAUUGCGCGAGGCAUAUACAAUGCCUUGGCUAGCAUAACACGCAGCAGCCGAGGAGCUGCUUUGCAUACAGCCAGCGUCUUCAGAAGCAAGGCAGAAACAGCCGCAGCAAGCGAAAACGAAGCAGAGGCUGCCGACGGCGAGGAGGAGCCAAAGAGUUCAGCCCCGGACCCGAAAGAUCGCACCCAAGUGAUUCCCGUGGAGACGUCAAUGCGUUAUCUGAAGAGUGCCGCCUAUAAGAAGACCUAUGGCGAGGACUACGUGUGGACUCAAUACCGGCGCAACCACAAGGGCAUGUAUGCGCCGCGAAAGACACGAAAGACCUGCAUUCGCCAGGGCAAGAUCUCCACCGGCAAUCCCUGUCCAAUUUGCCGGGAUGAGUAUCUGGUGCUGGACUACCGCAACACGGAACUGCUGGAGCAGUUCAUAUCGCCGCACAGCGGAGAUGUGCUCAGCUACUCGCAGACGGGUCUCUGCCAGAAGAGUCAUUUGCGGUUGAGGGUGGCAGUGGAGCAGGCACGCGAUUCUGGCCUUAUUACCUACGAUGUACCAUUCAGAGAGUACGACUACAACGAGUACUAUGGCCAGCAGAAGUCUUAAUGUUAGUUAAUCAUGUUUAAUAAACAAUUGUU
Molecule: messenger RNA, 683 nt
Organism: Drosophila subobscura
Lineage: Eukaryota; Metazoa; Arthropoda; Insecta; Diptera; Drosophilidae
Gene: mRpS18B
Product: 28S ribosomal protein S18b, mitochondrial
Exons: 2
Coding region: 46-651 (201 amino acids)
Biological process (GO): mitochondrial translation
Cellular component (GO): mitochondrion; ribosome
Molecular function (GO): structural constituent of ribosome
Source: RefSeq, a predicted model, not a curated record